Molecule: messenger RNA, 3811 nt
Organism: Onthophagus taurus
Lineage: Eukaryota; Metazoa; Arthropoda; Insecta; Coleoptera; Scarabaeidae
Source: RefSeq, a predicted model, not a curated record
UAACUCACAAAUAAAAGAUUAAAAAAAACUAAUUAGGUAUUUUUUUAUAUGUCGAUUACUAUUUUUUACUAACGUCAUAGUUAUUAGGCGACAUAACCUCAAUUGAAAUAAGUUUUCUCUAUUUCCUAUAUUUAUCUUUUUGCAUUUCGGUUUAACAGCAUUAAAUUUAUGAAAAGUUGAAUUCGCUUCGAUUUGACCAGAAACAUUUAUAUUUAAUGAAGACACACUUCCUGUAUCUAUGGUUGAAGAUGAUCUACAUAGAAAGAGUACGGUAAAGUAUGUGGAUGUGCAAACUAAUAAUAAAGUUUAAUGUAGUAGUUAAAAAGAAAUACGUGAACAUUAAGUUUUUAGUAUUCGAAGUUAACCGAAGAUAAACCUUGAUGAAAUCUCAGGUGAAUAUGAAUUGGUAUUAAAAAAAGGAAAUAAAGAAAGAGUGGAAUACCCAACAGAUUGGGUCAAUUAAAUAAUCGUUGUAGAGAAACUUAACGGCAAGCUACGAUUAUUAUAUUCUUAUAUCUACAUAGUUAAUAGCAACUAUCUAUUAAUACAGAUAUUGAAUAUGGAGUAAUUGAAGACAUAAUAAAGCCAUGUACUUCAACGAUUAUUUUAGUACUUCAAUUGAUAAUGAAAUUUGUUGUGAAAAGUAAUAUUUUAUUUAUAUUAUAAACACAGUUAUAAAAAAUUUCUUUCGUACGUAUGGUAGAAAAAGAAAACGGGCGCAAGUGAAAAUAACUUUCACGGUCAUCCUUUAAGAAGUUGAAAAGUUGAUUUGUUUCGCUUUAACAACCUGUGUGCAAGAAGAAGUUUAAUUGAUCGUAUUUAAAACAAAAAAUUAAUUUUGUUAUAACUAAAGUUAAUACAAAUAACCUUUAAAGUCCGAGUUGAAAAUCAACUCUUAAAAUCCAUUCGAAAAUUGCACAAUGUCGGUUAUGAUGUAAGUAUUUAAUGAAAAAACCCGAAAAUAAAAAUAAAACAGAAUUUAAAGUUUUAAAUUUAGUUAAUAUUCCAUGAGGAUAUCGAGUCUCGUUUAGAUCCUGAUAUAAUUUCCAUUCCGUUAGAUGGGUUUCACAUUCCAAACUAAAACGUCGUCGGUCCGAUAAUGGAACCAGGAAAUUUUCAUUCAUCGGACAGCCAAGGCUAAGUCAACGUUAUACAUAUUUUAUGAACGCGCGGUUUAUUUUUCUUUCUUCUUUCGAUGUGAUAAAUCUCUAAAUUCCAAGGGAAGAUGUAAAUAAGAAAAAUAAUUGAAAUCUUAUGAAUAUUUGAGAAGAUAUUUAGAUGACUACUAUGGUGUUAAGUAAAUUACGUAAGUUAGAAAAUGGAAACAUCGAAUAGAAGAGGUAGGAUUCGAGAAAAUCGGUCGCCUUUUCGUUGCUCAAUAUUGCAAAUAAACGCGUAUUGUUGGAAAGUUGUUUGAAGAGAAAAGGAAUUUAAAACUUCUUUUUUUUUGUUAGGGGAGCGGCUUUGUUUCUUCUUCGUUUCUUAUCGUAGAUUUGGAAGAAUUCGCUUCUAUUUGAGAAGAAACAUCAAUAUUUAAUUAAAGGAAGUGUAUCUAGUUGGAGAUGAUUUACAUAGAUACAACAAUUUAGCCCUGAAGAACAGUUAAAACUAGAACUAACACUAAACCUAAAACUAGAAUGAUUUAAUGUGCAAAUUAAACAUUUUUCAUGUUGAAGUUUUACUGUAAUAUAAAUAUAAGAAGUUGAAAAAGAGUUAUAUGGCCACACCUUUCAGCUUUCUAUAUUAAUCAACUUUAAAAAAGUAUAAAAUUUAUACCAAUCGAAAACACGAAAAAAAAGGACGACCCAAAGAAGACAAUUUCACAAUGACGUAACUCGUACUGGAUUUUUUUUUAUUUAAAAUUGUCGUUGCACUUGUAUACGCGUCUCCUUUGUGUACGCCGCUUAUUUUGCAACAUCCUCGCGUAUUAUAUGUGUAUCGCUUAAGGACGUGUGACGAAAUAUCGACGACGAUGAUGAUGAUGGGUCGAAGCCCCAUUGUUCUUGUGUGUGCUGAUUAGGAUAUGAACGAGGUUGCAAAUCAAAGCAAUUUACCCAUUUCGAGUUCGAAUACAACCGAGACGACGGCGAAUUGUUGGCAUCCUUGUCGAAGACCAGACUCGGCUUCAACAGCAAGAACUUUCGCUACGAUGCGAACGCAACAGCCGGGAUCUUUACCUGAGUAUCAAGUCGAUCCGUAUUUACUUUUAGAAGACGAUCUUAAAGAUGUUUACACUCACAUCAGACAGAGUUUGCGAAAAAAUACCUAUCAGGAAGAAUUAUACGAGAUAGCGACGUAUUAUUUUGAUGGACAAGGAAAAGCUAUUCGUCCGAUGGUCGCUUUAUUAAUGGCAAGAGCUAUUAAUUAUCACAUGUAUAAAAAGAAUAGUUUAUUAUCUUCGCAAAGAGAAGUCUCGAUGAUAUCGGAGAUGAUCCACACAGCAUCACUAGUCCACGAUGACGUUAUCGACCAGUCAGACUUUAGAAGAGGAAAACCCAGCGUUAACGUCGUUUGGAAUCAUAAAAAGGUUGCAAUGGCUGGUGAUUUCAUUUUAUCCGUGGCUUCGAUGCACAUCGCCCGAUUAAAGAACGACGACGUCAGCUUGGUUUUAAGCCAAGUGGUAACCGAUCUAGUCCAAGGCGAAUUCAUGCAGCUCGGCUCGAAGGAAACCGAAAACGAACGAUUUGCACAUUAUUUAACGAAAACUUAUAGGAAAACUGCUUCACUUAAAGCAAACGCUAUGAAAGCUGUUGCGAUGUUAGCCGGUGCCGAUGAGGAAUUAUCGGAAUUAGCUUACCAAUAUGGACGAAAUUUAGGCUUAGGUUUUCAACUCGUUGAUGAUCUUUUAGAUUUUAUUUCUUCAACUGAAACUAUGGGUAAACCAACAGCUGCCGAUCUUAAAUUAGGGUUAGCUACAGCCCCAGUUCUUUUUGCAUGUGAAAAGUAUCCUGAAUUAAAUCCAAUGAUAAUGAGAAGAUUCCAAAAUCCUGGGGAUGUAGAAAAAGCAUUCGAAUUAGUGCAUAAAUCAAAAGGAUUAGAACAAACCCGAUUUUUAGCGAAACAACAUUGUACGGAAGCGAUGAAAUUAGCGAAUCAUUUGAGCGAAAGUCCGUAUCAAAAAGGAUUGGUGGUGGCGGCGGAUUAUGUUUUAAAUCGUAUGAAAUAACAUUAAGAGGUUUAAGGAGAACAAAAAAAAGUAUAACGUUAAAAAAUUUAACAAUUUUCUAUUUUCAUUUUGAAGUUGUAGAUGAAUAUUUAUUGUUACUUCCCAAAAUAAACAAAGAACAAUACGUAACAUAACACCUUAAACAAGUUUAAUAUAGAAUUUAUUUAUUACUCUUUAUUGUAAAUAUUAAAAAAAGCAUUGUAAUGGUUGAAUGUGUGGUUUUUUGUAUGAAUGGGUGAUAAAAAAAGGAAUUAAAUGUUCGAUUUAGUCAAUAUUUAAACAAAUAGAAAAUAAGUGUAUUAAUCAAAAUUAAUUUAGCGAUCAUAAACGAUUGAAAAUAAUCUUGUCAUUUAGUUAUCAAAUUAUUUUUUUGCAUCAAUCGUUUAUGAACACACUGUACAUUGCAAUAUGUAAAAAAUAUAUUUUCUUAUUCACCGCUCUCCUAGUAAGGUUAAUAAUAUUCUAGUUAUUAUCAUUACUUAUUAUUGUUAUUAAGAAAUAAUAAAAUGGUAAAUAUGUUUUGUAUAUAAAACGCAAUGGACAAUUUUAGUAUCUAAUUUAACACCUUAAAUCUAUUCAAAAUGUGUAAUGUAUAUAUAGUCACAUAAAAAAUGAAAAAUGUAUUAAUAAAUGGUGGUAUUGCAA